Papilio polytes (common Mormon) is the source of this 1883-nucleotide messenger RNA. RefSeq names its product histone RNA hairpin-binding protein (gene Slbp). Gene Ontology annotation, biological process: mRNA transport; mRNA 3'-end processing by stem-loop binding and cleavage. The coding region runs from base 169 to 621 and encodes 150 amino acids. Gene Ontology annotation, molecular function: mRNA binding; histone pre-mRNA stem-loop binding. The transcript is spliced from 4 exons. Gene Ontology annotation, cellular component: cytoplasm; histone pre-mRNA 3'end processing complex. The record is from RefSeq and is a predicted model, not a curated record. NCBI's taxonomy places the organism in Eukaryota, Metazoa, Arthropoda, Insecta, Lepidoptera, Papilionidae.
CAAAAUUUCGCGCGUUGUUUGUGGAACGCUGAACAUGCUUUUCCGUAACAUUUCGAAUAAUUCCUAAAUACUAUGUUUUAUUAACAAGCUCAAUUAAGCUUAUAGACACAUUAAUGUCGUAUUUGUGUAGUAUUUCCUAAAAUGUAAUAAAUAUCCUUGAUAAAUAUAAUGAGCUCACAAAAUGUAAGACAAGAUAACUUUGAACCUAAUUCGUUUGUUCGUAAAGCGACGAAAGGUAAAAUGUCUGAGGAUAGUUCAGAAAAUUUAACUGUUAAAAAACGGUUUAAACCAAACAGCAAAAGCGAAGAUGGCAAGCCUAGUAAAACUGGAAAAACUACUGAUGUAGAAACCGAUUCAACUGUACUCCAGAGACGGCAAAAACAAAUUGAUUAUGGAAAGAAUACAGUUGGUUAUCAUAACUAUAUUAAAGAAGUGCCCCUAGAAACACGUGGAAAAGAUGAUCCAAAAACACCAGAUAAAUAUACAAAAUACAGUCGUAGGUCAUGGGAUGCACAGAUUAAAUUAUGGAGGAUUAAAUUACACAAGUAUGAUCCAAAUGCAACCAGCAACACAGAAGAAAUUGAAUCAAUUAAAUGUGAAUAUGAUUUUGAAUCUGAUUGAAAUUUGAUAAUGUCAUGAUUUUAUUUCCACUCCCAAAACAUCUGUAUCAGGCUUUUCAUUUUAAAAUGUCUAAAACCUUUGACUUUGAGCUAAGUGCUGUUCAAUGCCUUUUGCAAACUUGCAUUUAUGUUCUGCGCAAACAUUAACUUAAUUUUCAAAGAAAUCAAGAAACAUCUUUUUAUUUUUAACAAAAAAAAAAAGCAAUUUUCUCUGUUUCUUAUUUUUCAAAGAAUGAAAGGGUUGAUAAAAAGUUUGUACAGGUUAUUUGCAGUGGAUACUCACUAUUAGGAUGUUUGUUAACAGUUUUAUAAAAUUUUUAUGUUAUUAUAUACAUUCCAUUCCAUACUCAAUGUCAAAAUAUAAAUGGAUAAACAACAAUGAAGAUAUUGGCUAACAAUUACUGUUUCCAAACAAUGUUGCUUCUUUGCUGCCAUUGGCUUGUAGUUUUUAUGCCUUUUUUGCAUGACAAUCCUUUCCAAUAUUCUCCUAAGUAGUGUGACAAUAUAUUGUCUAUAGUGUGUCAUAAGUGCAAGGAGUUUUACUAAAAAUACUGUGAUGGCUGACAACAUACAAAACAAAGUGCAUGUUUAUGCUUUAUUAUAAUCGUAUAGCUAUAUAUCAGUUUAGAUAAAGGUAAGCAAUGCAUCAACUUUUACAGAUGUCUUUGGGAAGUGGUCACUUCGCCACUUCGGUGAUUUAGGUGGCUACUUACUAGCCACCUUAUGAUACUAAAGAAAUAUUUUGUGAUGUUACAGUACUGAAAAUACUAUGUAACGUUUUUAUAUAAUUUUAUUUGUGGGACAACAAUUAUAGCAAGAUUUUUUCUUAUAUUAAUUGACAUUAAAUUUUGGGUCUGGGAAACACAUCCCAACUCUGGUAUACAAAGUUUUGUGUUAUAACUAUGUUAGUGGCUUAAUCAUUAUUGUAAUAAGGGUCAAUAAUCAAUAUAUACACUCUAGUAUUUUCUUAGAGGAAGCAGUAAAUAAAAUAUACUUCUACUUGUUAAAAGAUAAUAACUGCAAAUAAUUAAUAUUUUAUGUCUGAAAAGUUAUAUUAUUUUAAAUUAUCUCAUUGAUUCACAUUUACUUAAUGGGAGGAGGCAACAUUUACAGUAUAUUUGAACAAAAUAUGGAUCUAGAAAUUCUCAAUAAAGAAUAUUACAAAGUGGUUAAGAUUUACUAGAGUUGUUUUAGUAGAAAAUGUAUUAUUUGAAGAUUUAAGUAGGUUAAGUAUAUUUGCGUAAAUAAAGUGUCAAAUACCUC